UCGAUACGCACGCACGUUCGAGUUUUGUCGGCCGCGUUCUUGUUUACUAGCAACACGUGUUCCAUUAUCAGAUGCGUGUAUUUUUUAAAUAAAUAGUGUUUAUAUUUAAUUCUGUAGUGAAGUGUAUUUAUGGAGCGUUCACGGGGAUGCGUGAAAGGCAUUCUUGCCGUUUGUAUAAAACACAUAUUGUCUAUUAUUUUGGUUUUGAGUGCCACGGCGGGAGUUUUUGGCUACGCGGAGUCUGAAUCCACUUUAUCUCUUCUGAGUGACCUGGACAGACCAACACCAUUGUCGCACGUGGAGGGCGUUCUAGGCAAGAAGGCAGCCUUACCUUGUGACAUUCAGCCUUUGUCAGCCGAUGACAAUGUGUCCAUGGUGCUGUGGUUCAGAGUUGAGGACAGUGGGGAACCCAUUUACAGCUACGACGUCCGCCACCGGCCCGGCUCCCUCCCAAGAUUAUGGUCUUCCAGUGCCGGGUUCGGUUCCCGGGCGUUCUUCCGCGCCCAGUCCAAGCCGGCAGCACUCUUCGUGGACGACGUACAUGCCGCAGACGCCGGCAUGUACCGCUGCAGGGUCGACUUUGCCAAGUCCUCCACGAGGAAUGUCAGGGUCAACUUCACUGUUAUAACUCCUCCCGAAAGACCGAACAUUCUGGACUCGAAAACCAGAGAAGCUACUCGAUUGCUGGAGCCUUAUAAUGAAGGGGACACCAUCGAGCUGACUUGUGAGACAUCUGGUGGUGAUCCAAAACCGCGAGUGACCUGGUACCUCGAGAACACUGUAAUCGACGAUUCCUUCGAAUUGAACUCUGAUGGGACCACGUCUAACAACCUGACCUUCCCUAACAUCGGUCGACAGCAUCUCAACGCGAGGCUGGUCUGCCAGGCUUCCAAUACCAACCUUGCGCCACCAGAGACUAAAGUGCUUAUACUUGAUAUCAACUUAAAACCGCUCACCGUGCAGAUUUUGAACAAGAGCGUCCAUCUCUCCGCCGACAGGAGCUACGAGAUUGAAUGCAGGACCACGGGCUCCAGACCCGAGGCGCUAGUCACGUGGUGGAAGGGGGAGAGGCCCUUGAAGAGAGGCAUCAAAAAUUUUUCCGAGACCAACGCUACGACAAGCAUUCUGACCUUCGUUCCAGAGGCUGAAGAUCACGAGCUGGACCUCAUAUGUAGGGCGGAGAACCCCAGGGUACCGCACUCCAUGGUCGAGGACAGGUGGACUCUGAAUGUGCACUUUCUGCCUGUAGUGACUUUGAAGUUGGGAACUAUACUCAACCCAGACGAUAUAACGGAAGGCGUCGAUAUUUACUUCCAAUGCAGUGUCAAGGCGAACCCGAAGAUCACUCGCCUUAAUUGGUAUAAAGAGGAACAAGAAAUCCAGCACAACCCGAGUGCGGGAGUCAUACUGACAGAUCAGUGCUUGGUACUGCAGAGGGUCACGCGGGCAACGAUGGGGGAUUACACAUGUCAAGCUUACAACGGCGAGGGUGGUGCUACGAGCAAUUCUGUAUCAUUGCAAGUCAGAUAUGCACCAAUAUGUAAAUCUGUCAACGAUGGAGAGGUAUACGGCGCUUUGAAAUAUGAGACAGUGCAGUUGCUAUGCAUAGUAGACUCCAGUCCUCCCCCGACCAGCUUUACUUGGACCUUCAACAGUUCUGGAGAGGAAAGCGAUAUACCAGCCAGCCUCUUCACCAUGUCAGACUACACAUCGACCCUGAACUACACACCAAAGACUGACAUGGACUACGGCACUAUAGCCUGCUCCGCAACCAACUUCGUGGACAAGCAAGAAGUUCCAUGCUAUUACAGGCUUAUAGCGGCAGGUCGCCCUAUGGCCCUGCAGAACUGCACAGUAAUGAACCAAACCAGUAGCGGUCUUCUGGUGGAAUGUGUCGAGGGUUUUGAUGGUGGUCUCCCGCAAGUGUUCCAUAUGGAAGUGCUGGAGCUGCCUGCUAUGAGGCUGAUAGCCAACGUCUCGUCCAACCACACCCCGACCUUUGAGCUGCCUGGUCUGAACAGCCACGCAGCCAGCUACGCCUUACUGCUGUAUGCUGCCAACGCUAAAGGGAGGGGAGAAGAAGUGACCCUGUACACUGUGGCUCUAAGACCACCAGAUAAAUAUACCGCUAAUGCGACAAUAAGCCUGUCUCCUGUCCUGAUGACCCUCGUGGUGGUAGCGGUGCUGCUCUGCACAGGCGUUUGUGGGGUCAUAACAGCUUUGUACAGAAGACAUGUCACUAGAAGACUGGACAUGCAUAAGCAACCGCCGUCAAACAAUGAAUUGUACACGGAGCCGAGCCUAGAGUCUUUGACCAAGAAGGAGAAUCUGAGCUCGUACUGCGGAACCUCCAAGCUGCAGUACAGCAGUCAGUUCGAGCUGAAGAUGGACCCAGGGGAGUCGGAGACAGACCCUGACAUCAUUCCGUGCCAUUAUGAUAGAAAAUCAUUAGAAUAUAACAAGGUGAUGCCACCCGACUAUGAAUCUAGUAUGUACUCUUCAAGUUUACCAGUGACAAGUCGCGGGGUGUGCGCGCGCAGCUCCGACAUAGCGGCCGCGACGCGCGCGCGCACCGAAAUCGUCACCACGGCGAGGAAAGUCAGGGAGAGCUGCAUAUAGGUGAUAACUGAGUAAAAAAGUACACCCUGGACUCCUCUCCUGAGUGGUGAGGAUGUAACCAGGACCAACGUCAAAAAUCAAAGAUUAUGUGAUUGUACAUUUUGGAGUUUGUGAAAUAAAUGAUUUUAUAAUGUUGGUUAGUGAAAUACUUUAAAUAUUUAGAUGAUAUGAUAAAACUAAGAUUGAAGAAACAUAGCUGGACGUCGCAGAAGAUGAUAUGCGAGCCAAUGGACUGAAAUCCGAGGACGCCGAAAACUGGACCCAGUGGAGAGAGAAGUCGGAAGGCGGACCCCGGGCCCCGAAACACUUCUGUGGAGGGUGCAGAGAUGAGAGAGAGAGAGAAACGAUUAAACUAACAUUGAAACGUUGGACAUCACUGAAACUGUUCGAUCCCAUAAAUAAAUAAUUAUUUUUAACGUCCGGAACCAAUAUUUCUAUUCUAUCAUCAGUAAAACAUUUCUUGAAAAGAAAUGAACAGAUUUUUACCUGCUGUAAGAGUUGUGAGCGUGACUCUAAAAAACCUGAUAAAAUGUAUAAAUUAGAUAGAAAAAUUUAAGCUGACAAAGGCCUGUUUAAAUUGUUAAAUAAUUAACUAAUAAGAUAUAUAGGAUACUGAAACAAUUCAUAUAAUAAUUGUUUUAUGAACAAACGGAAUAAAAGAGUUGAUAAUUUAAAAUUAAUACAAAGUAACUUUCACCUAAGUUUCUUUAAUAUUUUAUCAAAAUUAUCUACAAAUAGUAGAUUUUAUAAAAUAUUGAUCAUGGUAAUAUUUAUAAGAAUAUUAAGUAAUUGGUAUUUUUUUUUAUUUGAAUUAUGAAACACACUGCAUCAUCUUUGCGGACUUUUGGCUAGAACUAAGAUUUUAAAUUCGCCAACAUGUUUACAGAAACAUUUUUAAUUGAUUCUCAAUUAUCAAUAAGAAAUGUAAUGUAAAUAUAACCUUUGUAAAUAAUGUAUUCAAAUUCCGACUCUUAAAAAGUAGACAAUUAAAUUUUUAUAAGUUUGUCGUCUUCGUCAAAGAGAAAACGCAAUAUCUAACUUAAGAAAUAUAAAAAAUGAAAUUUUUAUUUUUCAAUAAAUUAAGAGUUCGUUCACACCGAGAAGAGACGUGAUAUUUUAAUAAGGCGAGCACAAAAAAUAAACUUUAACUUUUAAACAAAAAGAUUUUGUUGGCUUACGUCUCGUCUUUGAUGUGAACUGAACCUGUUAGUGGUACAUUAAAGCUAGUGUAUGCUCAGAUUUUAUAUUUAAAUAAGGCAUUUCAUUAUUUUUUUUGGGGUUUAUGUUGUAAGGAUGCAUUAAGAAUUAAAAUAUUACGGAUUCUUCUUUUAGGCGAUAGGAUAGCAAUCCAAGAUCCAAGACCCAGGUCAAUCAGGAAUAGUUCGUUUCUCAUUAUGCCCUGGCCGGGAUUCAAACCCGUGACUAGCGGUGUCACAGACAAGCGCACUACCGCUGCGCCACGGAGGCCGUCUUUGCUGUAAAUCCUGAAAAUUCCGUCAAUUUGUGUAGUUUUAUUCACAAGGUGGAACUUCUAUUGUCAUAUAUUAUUCCUAUUUAGAAAUUUAUUGAAUGAAUAAUGUGUUGAAUAGUUAAGGCAUGUUUUGAAAAAAUCUAAAAAUUUUAUUAAAGGCAUUUUAGACGACCUGACUGAUCAGUGCUAGUUAUAACAGAACAUUGUAAA
This is a messenger RNA of Amyelois transitella, 4300 nucleotides long. Its product is annotated as nephrin. Bases 130 to 2619 code for a protein of 829 amino acids. The transcript has 17 exons. The record is from RefSeq and is a predicted model, not a curated record. Lineage: Eukaryota; Metazoa; Arthropoda; Insecta; Lepidoptera; Pyralidae.